UCCAUUUGGGAGGGCGAGUCUCAGUUUUCUUAGGCUCAGUGGUAGCUCCCCGCUGCGCUGAGAGAUUUGAUGACACCCCUCUAUCCCCCCCCCUCAGAAAAUACAGAGCCGUUGCCAAGAUCUGAGAUGGCCAGCAGAUCAUCCCAACCCUGGAGAGUAUAAAUAUCACGGAGGGAGUUCAUGGGAACAGCAUUCAUCGCUGCCAGCUGCUCUGAGACCUUAGCAUUCAUUGCACCUCGUUUUACUUCCCCCGCUCCCGGUUUAGAGAGAAUUCGCACCCGCAGGUUUGGGAGGAGUUUUCACUUCCAGCGGACUUGCAGACUUUGAGAGUGUUCCCUGGAGUGACUGUUUGUUUCCUACCUGAAUUCCAGACCAGUCCAGCGCAAUAGAGAAAAUCAGAGUGCUUCUACCUCGUUCAUCUCGACGUCCAUUGACCGCAGAGUAGACCAUGAGUCCUACCCUGUCUUGGUUCCUCCUUGGAUAUCUCCUGGUUUUGGUGCAGGAAGCCCGAUGCUUUUACUUGCCCAAUGGUACUUUCUUUGAGAACAUUUGGAAGAGCUAUCACUCCCGAGCCAAGAGAGCGAUUCCAAGGUCAGACAAAGAAGAGAUUUUGAUGCUUCAUAACAAGCUGAGAGGUGAAGUCUAUCCUUCAGCUGCCAAUAUGGAAUAUAUGACCUGGGAUGAUGAGCUGGAAAGAUCAGCAGAGGCUUGGGCCCAGGAGUGCAUCUGGGAUCACGGACCCACCAGCCUCAUUAUGUCCAUUGGCCAGAAUUUGGCGGUUCAUUGGGGCAGGUACCGUUCUCCAGCCUUCCAUGUGCAGUCUUGGUAUGACGAAGUUAAAGAUUAUACUUAUCCCUAUCCCCACGAAUGUGAUCCUUGGUGUCCUGAAAGAUGCUCUGGAGCAAUGUGCACUCACUAUACCCAGAUCGUUUGGGCCACGACAAACAAGGUUGGCUGCGCUGUAAACAUCUGCAAACAGAUGAAUGUUUGGGGGGAGAUCUGGGAGAAUGCCGUCUAUCUGGUCUGCAACUAUUCUCCUAAGGGGAACUGGAUUGGAGAAGCGCCCUAUAAAAAUGGCAGACCCUGUUCUGAGUGCCCACCUAGCUACGGAGGGAACUGUAAGAACAACCUCUGUUACAAAGAUGACCACUACGUACAAAAGCCUGAGCAGGAUGAGACUAACGAAGUGGAGGUCCCACAAAUUACAGAGGAAAAACACAUGUGGGUGCAAGAACGGGUGACCAAACCCACUAAACCAACUAAGACCAAGAAAAUCACCAAGACAUCAGACAAUUUCAUGACACAGGUCAUUAAGUGCGAUGCCAAAAUGAGGGACAAAUGCAAAGGAUCAACAUGCAACAGGUAUCUGUGCCCAGCUGGCUGCGUGAACAGCAAGGCAAAAAUAUUUGGAACGUUCUAUUAUGAGACGUCAUCCAGUAUAUGUCGUGCUGCAAUUCAUUAUGGCAUCUUAGAUGAUAAAGGAGGUUUGGUUGACAUUACCCGGAAAGGGAGGUCGCCCCAUUUUGUCAAGUCUACAAGAAAUGGCAUUGAAUCUUUAAGUAAAUAUAAACCUUCCAAUUCAUUCAUGGUUUCCAAAGUGACAGUGCAGACGCUGGAUUGUUACACCACCGUCGCCGAACUGUGUCCAUUCAAAAAGCCAGCAACUCAUUGUCCGAGGGUUUACUGCCCAGCCCACUGUAAAGCUGAGCCAGCAUACUGGGCGCCAGUCUUUGGCUCUAAAGUUUAUGCAGAUAGUUCCAGUAUUUGCAAAACAGCCGUGCAUGCUGGAGUCAUUAAAGACGAGGCUGGGGGUUAUGUGGAUGUAAUGCCUGUGGACAAAAAGAAAAACUACUUUGGCUCUCUGAGAAAUGGUGUCCAAUCUGAGAGCUUGAAGAGUCCCCGUGAAGGGAUGGCUUUCCGAAUUUUUUCUGUGAAGCAGUAAAGACCCUGGGAACGUGCAAGUUUCUUCUGGAGAACAAUCCACUGAUCUUGAGAGACAGCAACCUUCCUCUGAUGGCGUCUGCUCUGAACACACACCCCUUGCCAAUUUCUUUCAGGGAAGACCGAAGAAAUCUCAACAGCUUCUGACUUCAGUGUCUGCAUCACAUCUGCUCCAGUUCAGUAUUUUGCUUUGUGUGUUUUUGUUUUAAAUCCAGGGCAUUCAGAGUGUUGCAGCUUCCAGUUCCAAAAGAGGUGUGCUAACUAGCUUGAGUGUGGAUUAAUUUACAGCUGAUAUUGGGACCCUUCCCCUUGCUGGUCCACAGAUACCGCUGUAGCUUUUGAAGUACCUACCGCGAUGGAAAUAACAGCACACGUUGGCAAGCAGAAUAUCUAGUGAAAUAUUGUUUGGAUGGCGGGCCUUUUAAAAAUUAGUUUUAAAGCUGCUCCUUUUGUGGGGUGGGGCAUAUGUUUUUGUUUGGAACGAGGUGUUGUGUUGGUGUUUUGUUUUUUGUUUUGGAGGGGGUGUCUAUUUAAGAGCAAAACCUGAGUGUUUCCCCAUCAGCUCGCAUGUGCAUAGGAAACGUUGGGUUAGGUUCGUGAUAUAUUGCGUUAGGUCAAGUGGUGUCAUGAUGUAACCUGUGGCUUCCUAAAGGACUCUUGGAGAUGAUGUUGUCUCGAAAAUGUGGUGGCAGUAUGAAAAGGUGGUGAAGAUCCCCACCCCAGAGAAACAACAACCCAAGCCAAUCAAAAAUGCUGCGCUGGUGUUUGCUGGCCAAACAUUCGUGGAUAGUUAGGAAGUUGGAUUACCUCUGAGAAGUGGAGGAGUUAGAGCUCCUGUCCUGGCACAUCUCUGUAUUAUGCUACACACCAUUUAUUUUUAAUUUACAGUUAAAUGCAAUUUAUUGUUCUAUACAGCAGUGCUGGUUUUAUGGAUAGUAGUUAAGCAGUAAUAAGAAGUUAAUCUUAUUUUUGUUAGAAAUGGAUGCAUCUAUAUAAACUGUGUUCACUUUAUCUUUAUGAAGUUUUUUUGUACAGUUCUGAGGUUUAAAUUUAUGGAAUGGGGCUGGAUUGUUUGCUUGCAUACAAUCGAUACCAUAUAGCCGUCUUAGCUUCCAACAUGAUCAUUGUUGUGAGCAUCUGAAAUCCAAAGUGUUGGGUUACUAAAUAUAAAUUUAUUAGAAGUUUUAAAAAUUUCAGUCAUUCUGCUCCUAAGAGCUAUUUAAAUACAUUGCUUAGAAGAGUUUGAAAGGAAUUAAAAGUAGCUAUAAAAUCAGCCUAAUAUGGAUUGUCUUGUAAGACAAUCUAGCAAUCGUGGAAUUCAUGGCUGAAGCUAAUUUGUUCCUAACUUUUAGAGGUUAGUAACAUUGAUCUAAGCCUAAACCUAUUUUUCCCUUAAUGGUCAGAUAUAAAAUAACCCACAUGAACACAGAGAAGGCCACACAACCUUUAGCUCGUUGGCUGAUGUAAAAAGAUAUCCCUUCACUCAGUAACUCGAUUGUAGUAUGUAACAUGUGGGAUAUAUUUCACUUACUGUUACAAUUAUGUCAUCACUCUAUUUGGCAGAUGUUUCAUGGCUUUCCAUAGCCUUCCAAUGUUCAGGCUAUAUUUAAAUUAUACUAGAGGGGCCGGAAACCUAGCUAUAAACCUAUUCCAAAAUGUUAGACCAAUAGCAUGAUAUGGAUAAGCACUCAUUUUAUUUAAUUUUUAAACCCCAUGAAAUCCGCAAGGAAAUUACAUUUGUCAGGCCAUUUGUUUCAUAAGUAAGGUUUCCUUUCCUUGUGAAAUCUGAGGUUAGAAAGAGACCUUUCAUAACUGAGCAGGGUUUGCACAUUUUCAAGAAGUGACACACAGCAAGCCUACUUUUGGAAUGGCUCUGGUAAAUUAACGUAACACCUAUUCUGUAUUUAUUUAGUGUGGUCUCUUAAGGUAUGUUGUGCUUGCUUUACAGCAAGGAAAACCGGUUACAUGUUCAAGGUAAAUGUAUGUGAAAAACAUCUUUAGAAAGUGCCCGUUGGGAGAAACUGAAAACUUGACAAUGAGAUAAGUCAGGUUCCUUGUUUUGCCCAUUAUGAAUAACUAGCACAUUUGCUCGGGUCCUUAACUCAGUUAAUUCUCCUUUAGAAAAUAAAAGGAAAAUUUGUACCAGGGCUCCUUGUUCUUCCCCUUCCUCUCCCUGUCAGGGAUCGAGAGCAAAGCACACACCUCAUCUGCCACCUGCGCUCUCUAGCCAGAGUGAGGAAUGCAGCAAACUGUGCACUUUCCUCUCGCCCCCUGACAGUGGUGAAGGGGAACAGUCAGCAACAUCCCUAUAUGAAUUGGGGAAGUGGGGGAGGAGCUUCAACCCCCUCCUCCCUAAAGUCAUCUGGGAGGGGGAGGGGUGGCUCAGAGCUGUGAAAGUCCCAGAUGGGUGAGGGAAUUGCCCCCAGCCAGCCUCUUUCACCUCCUAGGUGAUUCUGUCUCAUUUCAGUAUGGGUUUAUAAGAAACAAUCCCAUUCUAGGCACAUCCCAUUUUCCUGACACCACUAAACUCUUAUGUUGCUUUAAGUUACGAUAAGAGGAAGCUGCAUACCAAAUUUGGUGAUCCUAGCUCUUAUUGUUUAGGAGGAGUUCUUGAACAAACAAACAGAUUCUCUUAAAACAUAUAGUAGAUAAGAUUGGAAACAGGCUUGUCUAAUCUCACCACAUUUUUGUAGCAUGAAUCUGUGGCCUCUGUAAGCCAAAUAGAAGUUACAUCUUCAGUAGCUGAGGACUGAAUUAGAAAGCAUAAUAAGGAUCAAUUAAGCCUUUCCACGGACUUCAUGGGAGUUGGAUUGGGCUCAUGUUUAGUUCUAUUGUAUAUCCCAGUCAAAGGAGAACACAAUUGUUCCAUUACCCUGUCUUUGAGAAUCAGUCAUCUUGUAGAAGGAUGGGAAAAAAUUUGGACUGGAACAACAGGAAAAUCUGAGAAUCAUCAAGAACAAUAUACACAAAUUCAGUUGACCUAGAAUGUAUCUUUCUUAAAAAAAAGAGGGGAGAGAAGGAAUUAAUACCGUAACAUAAAAAGUGAAAUUGUGAAUAUAAAAUAAACGAUAUAAUCAUUCUGUUGCUUCAACCAAACAAUUUGGAUUUUCAGAAACUGGUAUUUAGUGUAUGUCGGUGUCUCUGUUUAAUUGUAUAGAUUCUGUAUAACAGAACAAUCAGGACUUUGAUCAAUCAUUCUUUGAAGUUCUGGGUGCUAUUAGUUUAAAUGAUAUCUCUACCAUAUUUAGGAAGGGUCACAUCCUACAAGGCAUUAUGCCUUUUUUUAGUUGUGUUCAAUUGUAUAUAUCAGCUGCCCAUAUGUAGGUGGAACAGGCUGUUUUUAGCCAAAUAUAUGCUGAUAUUACCUGUGUCUUACCCAAGCAUUUCUCAGUCUAAUAUGUUUCAAUAGAGCUUUCAGCUGCAGAGUGUCUUUGUCUUUAUAUUACCAAAUUCCCUGAUUUAGGUGUUGAUUCAACAAGGUGCUGAAGAAUGUGCCUGUCUGUAAGCCUGGGAGGAUCCUCACUGAAGCCAAGGGAUAGGAUUUUUAAGAUAAGGUACAGGUUGAAACUCUCUUAACUGGGAUUCUCUGCUCUGGCAACAUCCAUGGUCCAGCAUGGAUGUUGCAGGAUCAAAGAGUCCUGGUGGAAGGCCAGCAGUAAGGAUCCCUAUGGGACUGGCACAUAGAAGCGGGGCUGCCUAGUGGAGUUGGGAGUCCUGGUGCGCAAUGCUGCCUGAAGCCCUAAGGUGGAGCCACGGCAGCAAUGGCUGCCCAGUAGGUUGGCAGGGCAGCAGGGCCAGCAGGAGAGGGCAACCAGCUGGGAGGUCAGCGGCCAGUCCAGGGGGGGCCAGUGGCAGGGGUCCAAAAAUGACCUCGUCUGGUCAGGCAAAAUCCUUCAUCUGGGACCAGUCAGGUCCCAUGGGUGCCAGAUCUGGGAGGUCCCACCUGUCUUUAAGUGCCUAACUACCACUGAGAUUCAACAGGCAUUAGGUGCCUAAAUGCCUUGGAAAAUUGAAGCCAAAGGGAGCCGGUGGUUAAGUAUCUUGUUAAUGGAAGUCUUUUAGGUUUUUAUGGCUGGCUUAUAAGUUUCAUCCCAACACCAAUAAAUAAGUAACGCAAUGGUCACUGAAAAGAAUCUCAUUUUAUGUGCUGGAUUCCUAAGGACAUCAUUGGUUUCUAGGAUCAGAGGGGCUGAAGAGCCUCUCCGCAGAAACCAGGGUCCCAACAGAAUUGUGUGUGCCAGCAUUUGUCUCUGUGCUCCCAGAAGGGGUGGGGCCUUGAGCAGAAGGGGUGGGGCUGGAUAUAGGCUCCUCCCAUCAGCCUUUCAGCACCACCGGGAGUGCACCACCCAGGGCUCUAAUUACCGCCACUGCCACAGUUAAGGGGUCAAGGGCAUUUCAGUGUUUCAGAGUCUCCAGCGGGUCAGAUUUGGUUGGUCCUCAUUUCCGCUU
Messenger RNA from Pelodiscus sinensis (Chinese soft-shelled turtle), 6390 nucleotides. It is a transcript of the gene CRISPLD2, whose product is annotated as cysteine rich secretory protein LCCL domain containing 2. Gene Ontology annotation, cellular component: extracellular region. The record is from RefSeq and is a predicted model, not a curated record. Lineage: Eukaryota; Metazoa; Chordata; Testudines; Trionychidae.